Nipponia nippon (crested ibis) is the source of this 438-nucleotide messenger RNA. The record is from RefSeq and is a predicted model, not a curated record. NCBI's taxonomy places the organism in Eukaryota, Metazoa, Chordata, Aves, Pelecaniformes, Threskiornithidae.
AUGGCUCCAUCUCCCAGGAGAAGCAGUAGGAAAGAUGCCAGCACCUUGCCAAGCAUGUCCUCAACUUUCUGGGCUAUCAUGAUCCUGGCUAGUCUCCUAAUCGCUUACUGCAGUCAACUGGCUGCAGGUACAUGUGAGAUUGUUACUUUGGACAGAGAUAGCAGUCAGCCCCGAAGGACUAUAGCCCGACAAACAGCUCGCUGUGCAUGUAAAAAAGGACAGAUUGCCGGUACAACAAGAGCAAGGCCAGCCUGUGUUGAUGCACGAAUUAUCAAAACAAAACAGUGGUGUGAAAUGCUUCCAUGUUUAGAAGGAGAAGGCUGUGAUUUGCUAAUCAAUAAAUCAGGCUGGACCUGUACACAACCAGGAGGACGGAUAAAGACAACCACGCUCUUUAAUGCUAUUGACAUGAAUGGAAUGACUCAUAAUUUUGAUUAA